This is a messenger RNA of Lathyrus sativus (Indian pea), 1500 nucleotides long. The record is from the annotation of a GenBank genome assembly. Lineage: Eukaryota; Viridiplantae; Streptophyta; Magnoliopsida; Fabales; Fabaceae.
AUGAUAUCAAUAAUUGUUGCACUUUUUUUCUUCUUAUGCAUAGCCUUCCAAAUUCAUCGUCGAAAACUUUGCAAGUAUCCAGUUUUUAUAGAUUAUCCUUUCUUAGGCAUGUUUCCACCAGUCCUUUGGAACUUGUGGAGAAUUCAUGAUUUUGUAACUGAGGCAUUGAAACAGCAACAUAGGAGCACUUGUGAGUUCAUGGGACCUUGGUUUACCAACAUGAACUAUUUGGUCACUAGUGAUCCCAUCAACGUGCAUCACAUAAUGAGCAAGUGUUUUGAUAACUACGUGAAAGGCGAUGAGUUUCACGAGAUUUUUGAAGCAUUUGGAGAUGGAAUAUUUGCUAGUGAUUCAGAGGUAUGGAAAUACAAUAGGUCUCUUUUUCAUUCAAUUUUCAAACAAAAAGAUUUUGAACUCUUUCAAGAAAAAAUUAUUCAAAACAAGAUGGAGAGAAGCUUGAUUCCUUUGUUGGAUCAUGUUCAACAACAAGGGUUGGUGGUUGAUUUACAAGAUAUAUUCAACCGCUUCACAUUCGACAACAUUUGUUCCAUAGUUCUUGGAUGCGAUCUGAAUUGUCUUUCCAUUGAGUUUCCUGAUGUUGCUUGUGAGAAGGCUUUUAACCAAAUUGAAGAGUGCAUAUUCUAUAGACAUAAAGUGCCUAAAAGUAUUUGGAAGUUGCAAAAAUGGCUUCAAAUUGGUGAAGAGAGAAAUAUGACCAAUGCAUGCAAAAUCUUUGAUGAAUUUAUAUAUGCAAAUAUAGAGUCCAAAAGAGAGGAGCUAAGAAAAAGUAGCAAAAAUAUUGAAAUGGUUGAUUUGCUAACAACUUUGAUGAAAGAAGAUAAUGGAUCGCAAGUCGUGGUACACGAUGACAAGUUUCUAAGAGAUGCUGCUUUCAAUCUCUUUGUAGCAGGAAGAGAUACAAUAACUUCAGCACUUACAUGGCUCUUUUAUCUUAUUUCUACACACCCUUUAGUAGAAACCAAGAUUCUUGAAGAGAUUAAAGAAAAUUUUGGGAGAAUUGAUAUUGAAAAGAAUUUAGGAGUGGAUGAGGUGAAGAAGUUAGUGUAUCUUCAUGGUGCUAUAUGUGAGGCUGUGAGGCUUUUUCCUCCUAUACCUUUUGAGAGAAAGCAAGCAAUGAAAGGUGACAUACUUCCAAGUGGCCACAUUGUUAACCCUAAUACAAUGAUAGUGAUUUCAUUGUAUUCAAUGGGGAGAUUUGAAGAUGUAUGGGGAAAAGAUUGCUUGGAGUUCAAGCCAGAGAGAUGGAUAUCUGAGAGAGGAGGCAUUGUUCAUGCACCAUCAUACAAGUUUAUAAGUUUUAAUGCUGGACCUAGGACUUGUUUGGGAAAAGACUCUUCCUUCAUUCAAAUUAAGAUGAUAGCAAUUUCAAUUCUAUGCAACUAUCGGGUUCGGUUAGAGGAAAAUCAUACUCCUUCGUUGAGUCAUUCUAUCGUACUUGUUACGAAGAAUGGUUUGAAGGUUCGGAUUGAAAAAAGAUAG